UUUAGUAGCAGAAUAUUGGUUGGCAACCCGUACCAAGUGUGAUUUUAGUAGUUGAAUUUUCGAGGCAACCCGUACCAAGUGGUAUAUUUUUGCAUGUGUAUUAGUGAAAAUCUUAGGAUUUGUUACUUGUAGAUUUAUACAUUGACCAACCCGUGUAUCCGAUACAAAGUUGAGAACGUGAGGUAUUUUAAAAACAUUUGCGAUAACAAUCAAACAGUGUCAAAACAAAUUUGAAAUACAUCGAUUAAAAACUGCGGCAAUAAUUACUUCAAAGUUGUUAAAUGUAUUCAAGUUCAAGAGUCACUUAAUAUUAGUAUAAAAAACCUGACUAGGGAUUAAUAUGACUAUGUGUAUAAUUCAUAUCAAAUAAGUGCCAUAUUAAAAAUGAUUCAGAGCAGCAAUAACAAAAUAAAUAAAAUGGCAGCCAACUAAAAUAUAGUACACAGUGUAAAAGAGAAUUUCAAGUUUCACAUACAUAAAUAUUACAAUAUCAGAAAUGUUGCCCACUCGUUGCGAAAGUGCAAAUUCAAGCAGAGUGGACGCGUUGAACGAAAAUAUUGAAGAUGAAGACGAAAAUGAGUUCUUCGAUGCCAGCAGUGAACCAGAAGACUUUAAGGACUUUGAAAUGGAUUUAGAUAACGCUCUGGAGGAAGCCAAGUUGGCCAUUUGUUAUUUUUUCAACAACAAAUUCGAUGAAGCUCGCACUUUGUUGCAACCAUACGCGCAUGUCAGCAUGUACCAUUCAAUGGGUAAUGCUGUUUUUAUAUUCCUGGAAGCAAUAUUAACAUUUGAACAGCGAUACAUUGCCAGAGCCGGAGAUGAAUUGAAGAAGUGCUUAAGUGUUUGUCAACGUUAUAAGCGCAAAAACACUAUUACACAGUCCAUCGGGAAGAAAUUUAAGAGGACUAAUUACACCCAACUCACUGAUUUGGAGGCGCAUGCUGAACUAUGUUAUGCAGAGGCGUUGCUCCUGCGAGCUCUACUCACAUUCAUUGAGGACGAGACUUUAACAAGUUUGAUACGCGGAGGUAUGAAGAUACGACAUUGUUACAGUAGCUACAAGGAGUGCGCUCAAAUACUUGUGCAAAGACAAUGGGAAUCAGAUGUGUCAAAAGUGCAUUUCGAGAGCGGUGUGCGAAUGGGUGUUGGCGCCUUUAAUUUAAUGAUUUCUUUACUGCCUUCAGGUGUUAUAAAAGUCUUGCAGUUCAUAGGAUUCUCUGGAAAUAAGACUGCUGGUCUAACUGAUCUGAACACCGGGUAUCAUUUGUCCGGUCUACGUCAGGUGCUUUGCGCCAUGACUUUGCUUGGUUAUCAUCUGAUAGUUUGUUAUGUGACAAGUCAUCAGGGAGGUGAUUUAGAACUGUGCCAUAACAUUCUAGAGGAACAAUUACUAUUGUAUCCUCAGGGUGUGUGGUUUCUUUUCUUUAAGGGCCGACUAGAAUUCAUGAAGGGUAAUCUGGAUGAAGCGCAGUAUUGGUAUAAAAAAUCAUGGAAAUCACAAAACGUCUGGACGCAAUUCCAUCAUCUGAGUUUUUGGGAGUUAUUGUGGGUAAACUGCUUGAAGUUAGAUUGGCGCGAGGCGAGAUUGUACGCCAGCUACUUAGUAGAACAAAGCAAAUGGUCUCGUACAAUUUAUUCAUAUCAGCAGGCAGUUAUAAUGCUAAUGAACGAUGACCUUAACGAUAUUGAGCGGCAAACCGUUGAGCGUCUAAUGCGAGAUGCACCCAAGCAUAAGCAACGAAUUGCUGGAAAAUCACUUCCAAUGGAAAAAUUUAUUUGUAAGAAAGUUGCACGGUAUUUUGCGCAAAAUGAUUACCUGUGCCUUCCAGCUGUUGAGCUAAUGUUUGUCUGGAACACAUUCAAGGUACUUGGUAAAAAUUAUCAGCUUGCUGACAGUAUUUGCCGCUUAAUCGAACGCCAAAUGGAACAGUUAGCGCACAGAAAUGUUACUGAUAUUUAUGAACUCGAUAAUCAAGCGUUAUGUUUAUUAUUACGUGGCGCUUGUUAUCGACAAAUGAAGCAACCAUUCCUCGCAUUGCAAGAUCUUGAGGCAUGUAUGAACUUGGAAAGUCAAGUAAGAGAGGAUACAUAUUUGAUGGCCUACGCCUGUGUGGAAUCAGGACUGGUGCAUGCAGACGAACAAAACUACGAUUUGGCUUUUGCCACAAUUGAGGAAGCAAAAAAGAAAUACACUGGAUUUUCGCUUGAGUCACGCCUGCGUUUCCGCAUCCAUGCUGCACUCAUGGAACUAAAGGAAAACUUAACGAUACAACAUGAAGAAAAACAAUUUAAAUAAACAUAUUACAUAAGCAUGAAAUAAACGUAACUGACUUCGAAAACGUAGUACUGCAAAGUAUCGAUACAGUAUGACUUCAGUAUUUAUACAUCAUCAGCUUUCGAUGAUUAUAUCGUACCGAUUUGCAAUUGGUCAUACUUUAAUGAGUUUUUGGGAAAAGUGUCCGAGUUAGGUCUGAACCAAAUUAAUUUAAUUUUGAAUAAAUUUGGUAAAUGCUUAGAUUUAGUAUAGUAGUUGAUACCCCACCAAAGUGUUCUGUUAUUCAGAGUAAUCCUUUUGUUCUACCAGAGGACUCGUAUCAUCCUGCUUUGGAAAUAACUGUCGAAUUCAUAGGCGAUGUACUGGAUAGCAAUCAUCAAACUUCUAGCUUCUGUACACGGUUCUUUGCAAAAGCUAACUUUAAAAUGUUUAAUAGGACAAUGUACUGGGUAGUAACCAUCAAACUUCUAACUUCUAUACACGGUUUAACUAUGCAAAAGCAUAACUUUUAAAAGUUGAGUAGGAAACUUUCUACUUAAACUUGGCCUGAUUAUAAUGAAGAUAUUGAGUGUUUCGCAUUUUAUUUACGCCAAGAAAGCAAUUAUUUGAAAAGUAUGUUCCAAUUGUAAUUUUUAAUAAAAGUACAAAAACUCGAGCUUUUAAACAUUAAAAAAAAAACUGGUUUAAUUGUCGACUAUUCUAAAUAUUCUGCAUUGCGUCGACAGUAUUUAGACCUAAAUGAAAAAUGUUAUACUAUUUGCUUAAAUAAGGUUAAAGAAAAUAUUGUACGUUAUCCAAAAUUGUUUUAUGAUUUCAUUAACUCCAAACGCAGGAUUUCCAAAUUUUCGUCCGUGAUGAAAUACAAAUCUAUCAUGUCACAUAACAAUCACUAGCAUUUUUCGAAUUAAAUGUACUAAUGCCCCUAAAAUUUUUUCCAUCAGCACUUUAUUUUAUCAAUUAACUGUCCAAUUAUUUCUGAUGAAGACAUCUUACUUAAUUUAAAUAAGUUAAAACCAUAGUUUAAUUACGACCCAGAAAUGCUUCGUAAAAAAUAUUGUCAAAUAUAUCUACUUGCCUUUGACAAGGAUAUUUAAUUCCUUGCAAAACUAUCAUUUAUACCUAAACUUUUUGAAGCUAUCGUCGCAGGUCAUUACUUUUUUGAUAUCUCCAUUAAUUUCUUCUUCACAGGUUGGAUUUCGUAAAGGGAAAUCUACUCUAACAAAUUUAUAUGAAUUUUUUAAAAAUGGAUCAUUGGAUUUUAGGGAACAUAAGUAUACGGAUGUUAUAUCAACUGACUUUAGCAAAGCUUUUGAUAAAGUAAAUCUCUCGACGCUCGUACAAAAAGCUAAUCUUCUAUGCUUUCAGCCAAGUACACAUCGAGUGAUAUUUGAUGAUAUUCUUUCAGAUACAAUUAAUGUAUCUUCAGGUGUUCCGCAAGGUGGAAAUUUUGGCCCGAUUCUGUUCUUGUUAUUUAAUAACGAUAUCUCCUCUGCAAUAGAAUACUCAACAAUUUUCUUACAUAGAUCCCGGCGACGUAAAGCUUAUUAAAUCAUAUACUUCAACUGAUGAGAGGUGUCUGUUGCAAAAUGACUCAAAUAAUUUGGUUGUUUUUUGUAAUCGAAAUGAUUUGCCAUUGAAUCUCAAAAAAUGUAAGACGCUGUGCUUUUCCCGUGGAUCUGUGCACCCCUCUCCUUAUUUAUUAAAUACUAUAGACUAGAACUAUGGACCCUAUGUUUAAUUUGAGUCUUCAUAUUGAUACUAUGGUCUUUAAAGCAAAAGGUGUUCUCAGUUUUGUUAAAGGUUGGUCUGAAGAAUUAAGAGAUCUGUAUGUUACUUUUAUAACUUUUGUUAGGACCAAAUCCGUUAGAGUCUGUUCAAAAUCAAUUUUUAUUUUUCGCCUUAGGGAAUUUCCGAUGGGAUUCUAGGUUAAGUCUAUCUCCAUACACUAGUCGUUUAAAACUUAUAAAUGUCAUAAUUUUAAUUCCUGCACAUUUGAUUUAUCUAACUAACUUGUCAAAAUUAGAGGGACUAUAUUGUUUUCUCUUAAUAAAUAUAAUCGUAACAAUUUGUUAUAACGUAUAUUUAAAUCUUAGCUGUUAAAAUUUUUAUUUCUGUAGCUGAGCAGUUUUAGAUCUCGACGCUUAAAAAAACUCUCUUGCCUUUCAUGAUUCGGCUACUUCCGCACGUAUGCGGAUUACGCCCCUCGCGUCGAUUGGGCAGGAGGAGGGUAAUAAUUGGGUUAUUAUUAUUACAUAUAAUAUAAUAUAUUUAAAAAAAUAAUAAUUUUCCUCCCGUUAUAACCAGCUACUAACAAAUUAAAUUCGUCCAAACAAUUGCGUUUCUUUUUCAGUACGUUUAUAUAACUAUUAAAUUUAUCUGUUCUCAUUUAUUUAUACCCCAAGGUACGAAUUAUAAUGUUCCUAUUUUACCGAUGCUUAUUACUCGCACAUAUUUUCAGCUUGAAGUUAGAUUGGCGCGAGGCGAGAUUGUACGCCAGCUACUUAGUAGAACAAAGCAAAUGGUCUCGUACAAUUUAUUCAUAUCAGCAGGCAGUUAUAAUGCUAAUGAACGAUGACCUUAACGAUAUUGAGCGGCAAACCGUUGAGCGUCUAAUGCGAGAUGCACCCAAGCAUAAGCAACGAAUUGCUGGAAAAUCACUUCCAAUGGAAAAAUUUAUUUGUAAGAAAGUUGCACGGUAUUUUGCGCAAAAUGAUUACCUGUGCCUUCCAGCUGUUGAGCUAAUGUUUGUCUGGAACACAUUCAAGGUACUUGGUAAAAAUUAUCAGCUUGCUGACAGUAUUUGCCGCUUAAUCGAACGCCAAAUGGAACAGUUAGCGCACAGAAAUGUUACUGAUAUUUAUGAACUCGAUAAUCAAGCGUUAUGUUUAUUAUUACGUGGCGCUUGUUAUCGACAAAUGAAGCAACCAUUCCUCGCAUUGCAAGAUCUUGAGGCAUGUAUGAACUUGGAAAGUCAAGUAAGAGAGGAUACAUAUUUGAUGGCCUACGCCUGUGUGGAAUCAGGACUGGUGCAUGCAGACGAACAAAACUACGAUUUGGCUUUUGCCACAAUUGAGGAAGCAAA
Messenger RNA from Bactrocera oleae (olive fruit fly), 5357 nucleotides. RefSeq names its product tetratricopeptide repeat protein 39B. Gene Ontology annotation, molecular function: protein binding. Lineage: Eukaryota; Metazoa; Arthropoda; Insecta; Diptera; Tephritidae. The record is from RefSeq and is a predicted model, not a curated record.